AUGAAUGGCCGACGCGCCGGAGAGAGCCCAGACAACGCCAUAGAUGUGGACGAAAAUGACCUAGUGUUAGAGGUUGACCGCGAGGUUGUUGAAAUUGGGCGGCGGGUCAGGAACUACCAGCCUCAGAAGAAUCGGUCCUUGGGUUCACAGGCAAGCGAUGGCGUCGACGAGGAGAAGUAUGAGAACCUUGCGAGCGAGGCCCUGGCAGGCCUGAUCGACUUAACCAUCGAUGACGAGCCCAUUGUCGUUCGUCGGUCUCGAAAGCGCCGUCCCAGACCACAACGCGAGAUACCUCAGCGCGAGCACGAGAGAUUCCAGUACAAGAAGCUCAUGAUCAAAGUCAAUACGCUCUAUGAGCUUGAUCCAGAACAGACACCCCCAACAGCCGUCGGAGUUCACUUCAUCAAAGUCAACACCAUUCUCGAGAACUUGGAGUCGGGCGAAAUCAAGAUUUGCGGGAUGCCUUUUUGCCGGUCUCGAACACUCACGGCUAAGCUCCCUCGAAAACUCAACGAGAUCUUCUGUCUACUGGAAAUUGAUGCAGACGAUGACAGGCCAGCGGAAAUUCAGUCGAGAAUCGAGGUUUCAGCCGCAGCACUUAUCCGCCCUCGAGCGCUACAUCUUACCAACGCCCCUUACCCUGAGCACCGGUAUAUGGCGCGCGCGUACUGCAACUAUGAGGUUGUUGAAAAGGAAGGACCCCUUGUGUGCCGCUGGAACUACUUCAUUCACUAUCGAGACUGGAAGAUGAAAGUCAAAGGGAAAGCCUAUCACUGGACGUUGGAGCGCGUUCGCGCGAGUGAGGUCAAAAGGGAGGACCACAAGGUCGAAGAGGAUAAGUUGAGACAAGACUGGAGGGGGCUUACCGUCCAGGGGGGAUCGCACCUUCCAGAGACAAGUGACGGCAAGCAACGCUACACAGUCUUCGACUCAUUCUGCGGCGCAGGUGGCUUCUCUCGUGGAGCCGAGAGAGCUGGAUUACACGUUCAGUUCGCAGUCGACCACUGGGAAAAGGCUUGCGACAGCUACAGACUCAACUUCCCAGAAACCAAACUGUACCAGACAUCCGUCGACGAGUUCAUACUGAGUCACACGGACAUACCCAUGAGGGCCGACAUUCUUCAUCUAUCACCACCCUGCCAGACAUGGUCGCCGGCACACACUAUCCCGGGAGUGAACGACGAGGCUAACAUUGCAGCUUUGUUUGCUUGCAGAAGCCUAGUGGAGAGACUGCGGCCUCGGAUCUUCACAUUAGAACAAACGUUCGGUAUCCUGCAGGGCUGUCACGAUCCUUUCUUCUGCUCACUAGUCGGCGGCUUUACCGACUUUGGAUACUCGGUGACCUGGAAGAUCGUGCACUUACAGACCUGGGGCCUACCUCAAACCAGAAAGAGACUAAUAAUGAUUGGCUCUUGCCCAGGAGAAAAGCUGCCCCCGUUCCCGACAGCAACGCAUUCCGAGACAGGAUUUGGCGGCCUAUCGAAAUACGUCACAAUCAGGCAGGCCCUUCGCAAGAUCACCGACGAUUCGACGUUUCAUAACCCAGACGAAGAAAUCACUGACAGCCCGCCUCCUUCCGGAUCAGUGGUCAGUGACCCUGAUCAAAUCUUGAAAAGAUGCGUCACCUGUUCCGGCGGUCAGAACCGGCACUACAGCAACACCCGAGCGUACACCGUCAGAGAGUUCGCCAGUCUUCAGGGUUUCCCGGUUUGGCAUAAGUUUUCGCCUGCUUCUAAAGCUGUACUCAAGAAGCAGAUUGGAAACGCAUUCCCAGCGUGUGUCGUCAAACUCCUCUGCGAGCACUUGAAAAACUGGCUGCUAGAAGUCGACGGUCUUGCGGCCUCACGACCUGGCAGAGCUAGUGUAGGAGGGAGGGAGUUGAUCUUUGUGUCGGAGGGACCUCGCCAACCGUCACCGCUGGAACUCGUUCAACCCCUCCUUCUACCAAUGGGCGUUGACGUUGGCGGUGGUUCUCUCGAUCAGGCAAUCAUGCUUAACGAAGAUGAACAGUGUGAGAUCAAGUUCGACAUUGACUCCGACAUCGAAAUGGAAGAUGUGCCUGUGCCCGACGUCCCCGACUCGCCUCGCUCGGCUACGCUAUCUCUUCCGGGUACGCCUGAGCCUCCCCAGGCCGGUUGCGUAAGAGAUUUACCGAUUUUCAUCGACUGA
This is a messenger RNA of Colletotrichum gloeosporioides, 2169 nucleotides long. RefSeq names its product DNA (cytosine-5)-methyltransferase PliMCI. The record is from RefSeq and is a predicted model, not a curated record. Gene Ontology annotation, cellular component: nucleus. The coding region runs from base 1 to 2169 and encodes 722 amino acids. The transcript has a single exon. Gene Ontology annotation, molecular function: methyltransferase activity. NCBI's taxonomy places the organism in Eukaryota, Fungi, Ascomycota, Sordariomycetes, Glomerellales, Glomerellaceae.